GCAGUCUUGUCAGAAUGAGAAAACCGAACGGGGACUGGCCACGACGGAUCCCCGGGAAGCUUUUUCGCCGGUAGUUGACUCGACGCAAGCAAGCGACUCCGCUGAGCCACCUUGGCUGCCGUUACCAGCUACAUGUGUUUUCUUUAGCAAAAGUGCGGCGCUUCUGGAUUUCGAGGUCCCCGUGCUUCAGCCGACAAACAUGUUGAGUUCACGUGCCGAUAGCGCUUUCCAAAAACAUGCGUGUUCCCGUCUGAUAUCUCUCGUGGGUCUACCUCCUGUGCUGGAACUGUAGGCCAGCGUGCCGUUGUUUCAGACGUUUUCACCGUCUUAGUCGUUUCUCUCCAAGCUGAUUGUACCUUCAUCGUCGCGUUCCUUCUAGUAAAAAGAGUUGGUUUGCUUGCCAGUGAAAGUUAUUGGAAGAAACUGUCAAAGUUGCGUAUGGGCCGCCAGUGCGUGUCGGUGUGCGCGAACUAGAGCGUAGCUGAGUAGCCCCCCCAGGGUUCCACAACGCUAGAAAGGAAACGUUUUUGUGUGUUUCGCAGUUGACGCGGUUGCAUUUGAAACCACACACGAGCUUUAACUCCCACUCACUCUGAAAGCAGUGACAGUUCAAGGCAAUGUAACGCCAAAAUAUUGGCGGCUCUCUCCCUCCCGAGGUGCCAGGCUCGCGUGCCCACUGCCAGUUUCCUCUCCCCUUCAUUUUUUCCGACAUUCGAUGGGGGAACUUCCCCGUUUCAACCAUCGUCGCCGGAGUUGAAUUUCCCUUUUACUCGCUAGUCUACCACUGUUACCGAAUGUGAAUUCCUUUUCUCCCGGUGCCGUCCCGCUUCGACUCUUGUCACCGAACUGAGUUUCCUCAAGUAUGGGUCGGGGGCGCCUGCUCCUGGCGGAUCCGACGAGUCGCGGAGAGGACUGCAGUCGGUUGCCGCACAUUUCGAUUUCGGAUCUCCAGAUCGACAAAGAAGCUCUUCAGGUUGUCCUCGAAGAUGGCUGCUCAGCCGAGAGUGCACACUCGGCGAGUGGGCCGUCGAGGGAGCUCGGCAAGCGUGCAAAAAUUGUGGCUUCUCUACGAUCGAAGGCGGAACAGCCCACGGGAGACCCGACUUCGUCUGUGUCGAAGAAACCGACUCGCCGCCACAUCUGCGAAGGAUGUGGGCACAGUCGCUCGUUCUGGUGUGGAAGUUGUCACUGCGCCGUGGGUUCGCCUGAAGCGCGAGCUCGCAUUCCUCGUCUCCAGUUGCCUCUGACUUUUCACAUUGUCAGACACCCGAAGGAGAAGGCCAGCAAGUCGUCCGCCGUGCCUCUCGGGAUCGUGGCGCCGGAUCAAGUCCACAUCCACACUUUCCCGGAUCUGCCGCCGUCGCUGUUUCCCGGUAGGAGUUCCGUUGACAAAUCCUCCGAACAACAAGAUCGAAAGGAAUUCAAGAGAGGCAAGCGCCUUCACGUGCUCUUGCCGGACGACGACGCAACGCCGAUCGACCGUGUGAACUGGGACGAAGUGGAAGGGUGCGUGCUGCUGGAUUGCACCUGGUUCCAAGUGCCCGGGCUUCGCAGACACCCUGGCAUUUCGGAACUCCCGAAAAUCGCUCUCGGCGGAUACAGCUCGAUCUUCUGGAGGCAACACAAACACAACGAGGCCUGCUUCCUCUCGACUGCCGAGUGCGUAUACCACGUGCUUGUCGCGUUCCACGAAGCUGCCGCGCGGCGAAAGGAUCCGAUUGAGACAGCCAGCGGGGAGUUCGAGAACCGACCCGACAGGGAAGUCGAGGGCAUUCGUCGAAGUGAGAGUUUGACGCAGGCGUGUCCUACACAAGCCGGAGGUGCACAGAAAGGUCGCAGAACCAGCCUUUUAACUGAUGCGGCGCCCGUGUCUGCGUGCUCUCCGGGCGAACCUUGUCGAAGUCAGGAAAGAGAGAGUGGAGGUUGCGGACAGCAGAGAAAAGGUCGAAUGGGAAACGAAAACGGCGAGGCUUCGGAUUCCCGUGUUCUGAGCAAAUCAGAACAGGACCGGGACGCAGAGAACCGCACCGGAAGUGCGGGACACGCGGAGGGUGAAACGGAAGCAGUGCUGGAGUGCGGAAGAAAGGAUCGAACCUACGACGGGAGAUAUGACAACAUUCUGUUCUACUUUGUUCUGUGCCAUGGGAUUAUCUUGGAAGACCAAAAGAAGCGACUUGAGGAAAGACAGAAAAAUCCGGGUCCCGGUAGACUGCAUGGCUUGCAAACCGAAGAGGCACACGAUUCCGCCGCUUAGGUUGGGCUGUACGUAUACUGCGCUGAAGGUUGCUGGAGUCACUGGCGAGCUUCAGUCGCUUUUAUCUUUAAUCGUUUCGCACGGAUGCUGAAGGUAGUCUGGAAGUGUCUCUCUCUCAGGCUGCCUCGCAUGUCUCUCUGUCUCGUCUUUUAUCUGAUUACACACGAGUUUCCUCUUUUCCGGCAUCUCCUCGACGUUUUGGUCACGGGAGGUGUGGUGUUUUUGCUGGAGGAAGGCGCUUUGUGAGAACCGGUAUUUCCGAGGAAAUCUGUUUUCCGGGGUCAUUACUUUGUAUCGCAAAGUACAUUUCUGCUUUGUGUUCUUUGGAAAAUGCAUGGGAGGAUGAACGAGCUCCGCAGGUCCCGAACACUGGAUCUGUCAGGCAUCGUGACUCCAUUGUGAGUCGUGCAUUCACGUAUCACCAUUCUAAAAUUGGCAGCUCGAGUCUCAGUGAUCCUAGAGUCAUAAGACGUGGCAUAUACUACAAUGUGAUCGAAUCCAGAAAGAAGUGAAUUGUUU
Messenger RNA from Toxoplasma gondii ME49, 2773 nucleotides. Its product is annotated as DTW domain-containing protein. The record is from RefSeq and is a predicted model, not a curated record. Bases 863 to 2254 code for a protein of 463 amino acids. Lineage: Eukaryota; Apicomplexa; Conoidasida; Eucoccidiorida; Sarcocystidae. The transcript has a single exon.